Messenger RNA from Carlito syrichta (Philippine tarsier), 2957 nucleotides. RefSeq names its product lamina-associated polypeptide 2, isoforms beta/gamma-like. NCBI's taxonomy places the organism in Eukaryota, Metazoa, Chordata, Mammalia, Primates, Tarsiidae. The coding region runs from base 572 to 1081 and encodes 169 amino acids. The record is from RefSeq and is a predicted model, not a curated record. The transcript is spliced from 8 exons.
CACAAAGAAAACAGAUAAACCCAGACUAGAAGACAAAGAUGAUCUAGAUGUAACAGAGCUCACAAACGAAGAUCUUUUGGAUCAGCUUGUGAAAUACGGAGUGAAUCCUGGUCCCAUUGUGGGAACAACCAGGAAGCUGUAUGAGAAAAAGCUGUUGAAACUGAGAGAACAAGGAACAGAAUCAAGAUCUUCUACUCCUCUGCCAACAGUUUCUUCUUCAGCAGAAAAUACGAGGCAGAAUGGAAGUAAUGAUUCUGACAGAUACAGUGACAACGAAGAAGACUCUAAAAUAGAGCUCAAGCUUGAGAAGAGAGAACCUCUAAAGGGCAGAGCAAAGACUCCAGUAACACUCAAGCAAAGAAGAGUUGAGCACAAUCAGAGCUAUUCUCAAGCUGGAGUCACUGAGACUGAAUGGACAAGCGGACCUUCCAGAGGCGGACCUCCUCAGGCAUUAACUAGGGACUCCACAAGAGGGUUGCGAAGAACUCCAAGGAAAAGGGUGGAAACUUCAGAACAUUUUCGUAUAGAUGAUGCAGUAAUUUCAGAGAGUACUCCCAUAGCUGAAACUAUAAUGGCUUCAAGCAACGACACCUUAGUUGUCAAUAGGGUGACUGGAAAUUUCAAGCAUGCAGCUCCUAUUCUGCCAAUCACUGAAUUCUCAGACAUACCCAGAAGAACACCAAAGAAACCAUUGACGAGAGCUGAAGUGGGAGAAAGAACAGAGGAAAGAAGAGUAGAAAGGGAUAUUCUUAAGGAAAUGUUUCCCUAUGAAGCAUCUACACCCACAGGAAUUAGUGCUAGUUGCCGCAGGCCAAUCAAAGGGGCUGCGGGCAGGCCGCUAGAACUCAGUGAUUUCCGGAUGGAGGCGUCCUUGGCGUCCAAAUAUACUCCUAAGUAUGUUCCCUUGGCAGACAUCAAGUCAGAAAAGACAAAAAAGGGACGCUCCAUUCCCGUGUGGAUAAAAGCUUUGCUGUUUGUUAUUGUGGCAGUUUUUUUGUUUUUGGUCUAUCAAGCUAUGGAAACCAACCAAGGAAAUCCCUUCUCUAAUUUUCUUCCUGCCGACUCAAGAAAACCCAACUGAAGGCAUCUCUUUGGCACAUUCAACUUGGUCUCCUUUUUUUAAUAACUAUUGAAAAACAUUUGUGUUCAAUUGUUGAUUCUAAGAACUAAAAAUAAUGUGAUUUCACCUCAAUAAAUGUACUAUUCCAUUGAAAAGCAAACAAAAUACAUAUAUGGACUUCAUGAAAAUGUUUUUGGACUUUGGACUCGUAGGAGAUCACUUUGUGCCAUAUGAAUAAUCUUUUUUAGCUCUGGAACUUUUUUGUAGGCUUUAUUUUUUUAAUGUGUACAUCUUCAUUUUUGGGGAAAAAAAGUGUUUUUUGUGUAUUUAGGAAACAAGGGCAAAACGUGGCAGUAUAAUGUGAAGCUACAUAGUUAAAUACUUUCAGUUCUUACAUAAAAGAUUUUAAGAAUUCUCUGCUGAAUAAAAACUUUACAGACACGUGAAACAUGAUGAAAUUCGCUCAGAGAAAAACUCAGUUGUACUUUUUGCAACUGCAGCAAAGUUUGAUGGCGCUUAUGAGGAAAAGUACAGCAAUAAUCUCUUCAUUCACUUGUAUUAAUAGUGAUAUUAUUGUUUUAGUCCUAUCAUACUUUCUUUAGAAGACUUCUGGAAUCAAGAAAGUCCUACUUCAGCAAAACUUAUUUAAACACCCGUAGGUCUGGCUGAAGCAACAUGUUUCAGAGAACUGUUAGCUGGCUGUAUGUGUUUUACAAAGCUAUUAGCUAGCUAUAAGCUGUAAUUGGGAAUUUGUACUUUUUAAUUUACAGCAGAACAUGUAUUCUGUCAAUCCAGUUUGUUACCAAAAUAUUUUUAAGAUGAGCUGUGUGUGUUUGUUUAGAAGUUAAACAUUUUUAAACACUGAUCUUAUAUUCCAUUUGGAUUCAUUAUUGCAUUGUCUUCUGUUACCAAAAACAAAUUUGGCCAAGUGAUUUUGCCCUGUAUCAUUUGAUUUAAAAGUAUUUCCUCUUAAAUUGCUUAAUAAGCAGUAGUUGAUACUUAAAAUUGUAUACUUAAGAUUGUAAACUCUGAAUAUGAGGUGGGCAUUAUUACUUUGUGUUCUCUUGAAAUUGUUAUCUCUGUGGUAGAUUUUUUUUUUAGCUGAAACUUACCUCAUAAAUAACUUCAUUGCAUAAAGGAGUAGGUGAUUGAAAUGUCAGUAGAAUCAAGGAAAACACAAAUUUUAGAUUUAUCUGAGUCUCAACUUUAGAGUCACUGACCAUAAAGUACACUAAAAAUGUGAGUUAUUUUGAAACAUCAUCUGAAGUAGAAAGAUCGCUUUUAAAAAGGAAGACACUAAAGACGUAUAUUUAGACCAGCCCAGCAGACAGUUUUGAUUCAAAUUAGGCCUGUUCUGGUAUUCAGCUUCUAGAUAUUUUGUAGGCAUCUUCAUUUCCAUUGCAGUUGAGACCAGAAACAUCUGUCGGCAUGGCCCUGCAGGGCAAGUGGGAAACUUACUCCCAGGCCAGAAAUGUUUGCAUCUCCGAGUAAAAGUGUUUCUUUGAGAUGAGCCACAGAGGGCGCACGUUUUACUCAAGUUUUCCGCGAUGAGGUGAUAGCAGAGCUGUACGCUCAGUUUUUAAACUUUGUUUCCCAUAUUGUUUUCAGUCUUUUGUUUAUAAUUAGAAAUUGUGAGGAGCUCCACUUAAUGUUUUAAAAUGUGAGGAGAUAAAUCAGAUUUAACAUGUAUGUAAGAUCAAUUCUCUGGAAGUCUGGUCCAAAAUAGCUAAAGUAGGAAAUGUAGUCAUUUUUUAAAAACAUGUACUUGGUCUUUUGUCUGUGUCUGUUUUAUUCCUUUUGAGUAACUGUGUCUUUGAUGUAAAUGCAAAGCAUUUCUUCCCGAUUAGAUUGUAGAUGUAGAAACAGUAUAAUUCAGUAAUAAAAAAAUUAACUCCUA